UUUUAUCUGUGCAAAAUGAUGCGAUCUGGAUGUAUAACAAUUUUUGCCUUGACUUAUUAUGUAGAUUAUCGGUGUUAUCGUGGAUUCAAAUUCUAUUUUGAAUUUGGGACAUCAUACUUUUUUGGAUAUCUGCUGUUAGAUACGUUGAGUUUGUGUGAAGAAGGAGCAUCAUCUCAAAUUUUAUACAAGAUGAAAAAUUUCAUAUUUUUCGGAAUAUGCUUUUUAUUAGUCGUCAGUUUUAUAUCGCAAGUAGAAUCAGAUUCCAUAUGCACCAGCAAUUGCGACAAUGGUUGCAAUUCUGACUGUUCUUCAGGGUGCAAUUCCGAUUGUUCAACUGGAUGUAAGACUAACUGCCAGACACCAUGCAGAAGAAAAUGCAAAACCGCAGAUUGUCGCAGCAAAUGCGAUGUGAAGGAACCCGAAGAGCCAGAAGUGCAGAAAACAAAAGAGACCAUCGUCAUGCCGUCGACGGAUGCAGGAAGCAAAACAAGUAAUGUCAACGAUAUAAAAAACGACUACAGCGUUGAUAUCAAUCCAAACAUCACUCUGACCAAUUCAAUUUCCAAUAUGAACAAAAUUGAUGUUCCUAUAAACGUAACAUCAGUUAAUGUGAAUAAUAUACGCGUCAGUUCAUCAGAUUCCAGGAGCUCGCAAACAAAUAUAACAACUGGUGGGGGUAGUGGGUGUUCAGGAAAAAAUCCACCUCCAAAUUGCAUAAGGAACCAGAAGCAGAUAGUUAUCAUCCCGUAUCCUCAGAGGCCCCCACCACAGAUAGUGACACCUCCUCCACAACCUAGGUUUAUUGUCCAACCCAUUGUUCGAGAACCCAUCAUAGUUCAAGCUCCCCAAACUCCCUCACCACCCCCUCAAAGAAUUCCAAUCAUAGUUCCAACUCCCAUAAUACAGCAAAAUCCUGUACCUGUUCAGCCACAACCGACCAUUGUUCAGCCCAUGCCUCAGUACUACUGGUUUUCACAACAGUAUAUUCGGCAACCACAACAAACAAUAAUCACUCCUCAGCAACAGGUGACUUACUCAGCUCAGUCCCUACCCUGUGGAGCACCAGGAGGUCAAUGUGGUUCUUAUUGCUUGAAUCAACCGUGUUCAACUCAAAACCAGCAGAUUAUUCCAAUGAACUAUCCUAUUCCCACAGCACCUUGCCAAAGUGGAGGCUGUGGUAGUAGAAUGAUGUAUGCCAUCACGAGCCCUUACAUUUCUUCGAAUCAAGCUUCCCAGUACAUCGGAAUUGAUCCGUUUUAUUCAAGAAAUGGUAUACCUCAAUUUGAUCAGAUCAGUUCUACUAAUGGGCUUUCCCAAAAUAGAGCAUUGUAUAAUUCAAGAAAUGUACUAAGGCAAAAUAAUAAUAUGAACAGUCCUUUUGUGAAUCAAAUACCUGUAGGAGUUGAUUCUUACUUCAUUCCAGACCAAUUUUCAAGAUACCAAAUACAGGGUGGAAAUUCUACAGAAUUCCAGAGAAAAUCUGAUUAAUACACUUUAUAAUAUAAUUGAUCAUAAAAUAAAGCUAUUUAUGGGU
Molecule: messenger RNA, 1534 nt
Organism: Coccinella septempunctata (seven-spotted ladybird)
Lineage: Eukaryota; Metazoa; Arthropoda; Insecta; Coleoptera; Coccinellidae
Exons: 2
Coding region: 16-1488 (490 amino acids)
Source: RefSeq, a predicted model, not a curated record